AUGCCCGUUAAGCUGAAAUGGCCCUGGUUGGGAAUAGCAAUACCAUGUGUUCUGGUCAGUUUCAUUGGUUACUGUGGGCAUUUUUUCAUCCUGUCCAACUUCCUCUCGCCAUCCAAACAGUUGUGGUUCCAGUGCAAUUUGGCUUUGAUAUGGCUAUCCUACUACUACGCAAUUUAUACAAACCCAGGAAGGCCGAGGCCUAACUUUGAAGUACCAAAGUAUGAAUGGAAGAAUUACUGUAAGAAGUGUCAGAAUUAUAAACCCGAAAGAGCUCAUCACUGCAAAACUUGCAAUCAAUGUGUUCUUAUGAUGGAUCAUCACUGUCCAUGGACUAUGAACUGUGUUGGCCACAAUAAUUUCCCUCACUUUCUGCGCUUCUUAGUGUGGGUGAUUGUCGCUACUGCCUUCCUACUUUACCAACUUGUCAGCCGAAUAAUCGUCCUCUGGCGAGACAGGAACCUUCCCGAUUACAUGUUUCACAGAUCCGAACUAGUGUUUCUGACAAUCUUAACACCCCUCGACGCAUUUGUGCUGCUGACUAUCACCAUAUUAUUAUGCCGCUGCUUGGCGAAUCAGAUCUUCAAUGGGAUGUCUCAAAUUGAGACUUGGGAGCUAGAAAGACUUCAAGCACUCUUCGACUCCAAAAGGCUCGUUCCUCUGUUGAUAGAAGCUGCCUGGGAUAUUUUUCCUGGGACGAGGGAACAAAUUAAUGAAUCGACAGCGGCAGAGCUCUCGAUGAACAAAGAGCUCAGGUUAGAGGAUGUCGUUAACUUCCCAUACGACCUUGACCCCUGGAGCAACGCCGAGCAGUUGCUCGGCAACCCGCUAUUGUGGCUCUGGCCCUUUGGUAGACCGAAAGGUGAUGGUAUGUCCUUUGUCAAGAAUGAAAUUUCUGAGUAUUCCUCCAGAGCUAGUUAUGAAGAUCUCUUGCUCUCUCUUCCAUGGCCACCAGAUGGCGGUAGGACUCGAGCAGGCCCUGGAAGUCUAUCAAGCAGUAUUGAAAGCAUUACAAAGCAAGGAGAGCAAUUGAUAAGAAGAAGGCCAAAUGAUACCUCUGACCUAAUAGGAAGGAGGCAGUGGCAGAAUGAUUGGGGCGAGAAUCUUGAAGACUUUGGAGUUGAUGUGGACACAGAGCAGGCUAGCUAA
Messenger RNA from Torulaspora delbrueckii, 1146 nucleotides. RefSeq names its product palmitoyltransferase PFA4 (gene PFA4). Bases 1 to 1146 code for a protein of 381 amino acids. Gene Ontology annotation, molecular function: protein-cysteine S-palmitoyltransferase activity. The transcript has a single exon. Gene Ontology annotation, cellular component: endoplasmic reticulum membrane. The record is from RefSeq and is a predicted model, not a curated record. Lineage: Eukaryota; Fungi; Ascomycota; Saccharomycetes; Saccharomycetales; Saccharomycetaceae.